CAUCGCCAUGAUUACUAGAGAGAGAGAGAGAGAGAGAGAGAGAGCGAAGUGAGAGAGAGAGUUGGGGGAAUCGUAUAUAAAUACAAAAGAGGAAGAGGGAGAGGCAAAACGGAAAGCUAUAAUGAGUGCGAUAAUGCUUCUUCAAAAGGAGGCAGCGACUCCGAGAGCGACUUAGUUCUACCAGAUUCUACCCGUAACUCAAAAAUUUUACAAAAAUAUCCACAGCCCCUAUCUCUUUCCCUUCUCUUCCAGAACCCAAGAAUCUAUCUCAAUACUUAAAUCGAAACUCAGAUUUAUUGCUUUUUUGGGACAUAAUCAAAAGUCUAUUAUUUUUCGGGUGCAGCAGGACGGAGCAAACGAUGCGCAGCAUGAGCAGCUCCAAUUCCACUCGAGGCAUCGCAGCCAUUGUAGGCGUUGGCCCAAAGCUCGGCCGAUCCAUAGCCCGCAAGUUCGCCCACGAAGGCUACACCGUCGCCAUCCUUGCCCGUGACUUGGGGAGAUUGUCGAGAUUUGCGGAUGAAAUAGCGAGGGAAGAGAAAGCUCAGGUAUUCGCAAUAAGAAUCGACUGCUCUGACUCAAGGAGUGUAAGAGAGGCAUUUGAAGGGGUUCUGUCGCUGGGAUUUGUCGAGGUUUUGGUGUACAAUGCGUACCAGCCCAUGUGUUGGAACCCAACCAACUUCACCGACAUUCGCCUCGACUCCUUCGAGAAAUCCCUUGCCGUAUCCUCUGUGGGUGCCUUCCACUGCGCUCAGCAGGUUCUUCCAAGCAUGGUUGAAAGAGGAAGGGGGACGAUUUUGUUCACUGGCUGUUCAGCUUCUGUAAGCGGCAUUGCUGGAUACUCCGAACUAUGUUGUGGGAAAUUCGCGUUGAGAGCACUGUCUCAAUGCUUGGCAAGGGAGUUCCAACCAAUGGGUGUGCACGUCGCUCAUGUCAUCAUUGACGGUGUUAUUGGCCCACCUAGGGGGGCAUCGAGUUCCGAGAGGAAGUCGGUUGGGGAACAAGGAGUGGACGGGUCCAUGGACCCAGACGCGCUGGCUCAAACCUACUGGCACUUGCACGUUCAGGACCGGACCGCUUGGACCCAAGAGAUCGACCUCCGUCCUUCUACCCCCAGAUUCUUUUAACUUCUUCAAAUCCCGAUUUUCUAACCUGCUUAUAUCAAAUCUUUCUCAUCACCCACAUCACCAUCAUGUGCAUUUAAAUGCACACAUGAUCAUCAUCUUCUUCUUCACCAUCAUCUUCAUUAUCCUUACUUACCUUCUAUUCCCAUACCUCCCCGAGUCUCUAUAUAGUUGAUACAAUCUACGAUCUUGCAUUUCCUAUAUAUCAUUUAUUUUUUACCCCCCUUAAUACGGCACCGUUUUUUGGGCCCCAAUACCUAUUUGCUAUGGCCGGCUAAACCCACUUGCUGUAGAACCACUUGGAGGAUCCCUCCAAGGCUCCCAACUUACAGAGAAGUGUACCGGCUAAGAUCCCACUCUCUUUCCCAAGUGGUCACGGUCGGGCCAUUUAUAGGCUAUAUUAAGGAAGAAAAAAAAAAAAAAAAAAAAACACUUGGAUAAGCACGGUGCGAGGGAGGUAGCAUCACAUGCUGCGAGGUUGCAUAUUUACUAUGCCGUACCUCUUCCAUUCCACAGAGAAACGAAGAGGGAGUGAGAGACCGAAGCAUCUAGCUUUUUCUUUUAGUUCAUUCUAUUGGUUUGUUUGGAUUGGAUAGUUUGGUCUAUAUAUUAUAUGAUUAUUAAAUGGAUAUUAUUAUUUGA
Molecule: messenger RNA, 1763 nt
Organism: Ziziphus jujuba (common jujube)
Lineage: Eukaryota; Viridiplantae; Streptophyta; Magnoliopsida; Rosales; Rhamnaceae
Exons: 5
Coding region: 360-1124 (254 amino acids)
Source: RefSeq, a predicted model, not a curated record